CUUUGUACAAGUGUGACGCAGUUUGCUGCAGAAUACAGAAGACUGUCUCAAACAGAGAGAGGACCCUGAUCUUCUCUGCGAGGUUGCAAACCAGAUCAGAAUAGGUCCUGCAGGAUAAGAUUCACCACCAUGCUACCCUCUGUCGUGUUUUGGGGACUCAUUGCCCUCAUUGGCACUUCCAGGGGCUCGUACCCUUUCACCCACUCAAUGAACCCUCACCUGCAUCCUCGCCUAUACCACGGCUGCUAUGGGGACAUCAUGACCAUGGAGACUUCUGGGGCCACCUGUGACGUGAACAGUUUAAUCAGUUGCGGCAUCCGUGGUUCUGAAAUGUUUGCCGCGAUGGAUCUGAGGGCCAUAAAACCUUACCAGGCUCUGAUCAAAGAGGUGGGGCAGAGGCAUUGCAUCGACCCUGCUAUCAUUGCAGCCAUCAUCUCCAGAGAAAGCCACGGCGGAGUCGUCCUGCAACGUGGCUGGGACCACAGAGGACUUAAAUUUGGCUUGAUGCAGCUUGAUAAACAAACUCACCACCCCAUUGGUGACUGGGACAGCAAAGAACACCUUUCACAAGCUGUUGGGAUUCUAGCAGACAGAAUUAAGGCAAUCCAGAAAAAAUUCCCCACAUGGAGUGCGGCUCAACACCUCAAAGGUGGUCUCUCAGCCUAUAAGUCAGGAAUUGAAGCUAUUGUCACCCCUGCGGACAUAGACAAUGGUUUGGCCAAUGAUAUCAUUGCCAGAGCUAAAUUCUAUAGAAAACAUGGCUACUAA
Molecule: messenger RNA, 768 nt
Organism: Tupaia belangeri chinensis (Chinese tree shrew)
Lineage: Eukaryota; Metazoa; Chordata; Mammalia; Scandentia; Tupaiidae
Gene: LYG2
Product: lysozyme g2
Exons: 6
Coding region: 130-768 (212 amino acids)
Biological process (GO): peptidoglycan catabolic process; defense response to Gram-positive bacterium
Cellular component (GO): extracellular region
Molecular function (GO): lysozyme activity
Source: RefSeq, a predicted model, not a curated record